AUGUCCCAUCUGGACGUCGAAUUUUCCAUCCCCGUUGGCUCUACUGUUGUAGUGUCGGGGGCAAACGGAAACAUAGCGAGCCACAUCGUGGACCAACUUAUCAAAGCGGGCUACAUAGUUCGUGGUACCGUUCGCGAUGUGAAAAAGAACAGCUGGUUAAUUGAUCACUUCUCCAACAUCUACGGCCCCGGGAAAAUUGAGCUGGUUGAAGUACCGGAUAUGUCAGCCAGCGGUGGUUUUGACGAGGCUGUCAAGGGCGCUUCCGGAUUCAUUCACACAGCCACGCCAGUGAUGGAGAAUGCAGAUCCCAAUGCUGCGAUACCCGUUGUAAUUCAAGGGACUUUAGGCGCACUCCAGUCUGCUGCUAAAGAACCUAAAAUGAAGCGCUUCAUUCUGACUUCCUCAUCCGGCGCCUGUACGGCUCCAAAGCCAGGCAAAGUCUUUACAAUCGACUCUAAUACUUGGAACGAAGAGGCCGUAGAGGCAGCGUGGGCGCCGCCACCAUAUGAAGGAUUCGAGCGUCUCUUGGACGUCUACUAUGCUAGUAAGACUCAAGGAGAAAAAGAGGCAUGGAAAUGGGUCCGCGAAAACAACCCAAACUUUGUUCUCAAUACCGUCUUACCGAACGCGAACUUUGGUCCUGUUGUUGAUAAACACCACCAAAAAUAUCAUAGCACUCUGGGUUGGAUUCGUGCCCUCUGGAAUGGAUUUGAAGGUGAAGAAGGAGUGCGAAGCCAGCCACCGCAGUACUACAUCAACAUUGUCGACGACGCCAUUGUUCAUGUUGCCGCGCUGUUGUACAAAGACGUGAACAACGAGAGGCUCUUUACGUUCGCGUACCCAUAUAACUGGAAUGACAUUUUGGCCGCCUUGAGGAAGCUCUAUCCAAGCAAGAAGUUUAUAGACGAUAUUCCGAAUCUGCCGCGCGAUCUAAGCAUCGUGACCAAUGGGCGGGCAGAAGACCUUCUUAAGCGGUUUGCUGGACAUGGUUGGACCAAUCUCGAAGAAACCAUCAAAAGUACCGUAGCAGACUAUUAA
Molecule: messenger RNA, 1038 nt
Organism: Trichoderma aggressivum f. europaeum
Lineage: Eukaryota; Fungi; Ascomycota; Sordariomycetes; Hypocreales; Hypocreaceae
Exons: 1
Coding region: 1-1038 (345 amino acids)
Biological process (GO): steroid biosynthetic process
Molecular function (GO): 3-beta-hydroxy-Delta5-steroid dehydrogenase (NAD+) activity
Source: RefSeq, a predicted model, not a curated record